Molecule: messenger RNA, 408 nt
Organism: Striga asiatica
Lineage: Eukaryota; Viridiplantae; Streptophyta; Magnoliopsida; Lamiales; Orobanchaceae
Source: the annotation of a GenBank genome assembly
AUGAAGCCUAAUUUAAAAUACUUCUUUUUUGCUAUCCAAACUUAUCAAAAGCUAAAAAACCCUAGCUGCGGCGGCGGAGGCGACGGACGACGGUCGACCGACGGUGAUGGCGAUAUGACAAUGCUUAGUGCAACUAAUUUUACUCUUGUUUUCCAGUCAAUUUUCGAGGCAAAUUAUAAUAAUAAUACGAACACGAAUAAAAACUCCAACCUCCCACUGCCUCUCCUUACUUCUCCACCACAUGUCAGUGGUCUUUGGCAGAGAGGAGAAGCCUUGGAUACCAAAAUCGAAUGCCCCAAGGUUGUACCUACAGUAACUGGUAGUACUUCUCAAGUCGCGGUUUUAAAAGAUAGGGAGAAAGUUCGAACUGAGAACAAAGUCAUGACAUGUAUGCUAUGCUCAGAGUAA